This is a messenger RNA of Aspergillus candidus, 776 nucleotides long. RefSeq names its product rhodopsin family protein. Bases 103 to 513 code for a protein of 136 amino acids. The record is from RefSeq and is a predicted model, not a curated record. The transcript has 6 exons. Lineage: Eukaryota; Fungi; Ascomycota; Eurotiomycetes; Eurotiales; Aspergillaceae.
GUUCAGCCUGCCCAGCUAGUCACUCAAUCAUCUCUUUAUCCAAGACUUACCAGCUAUCAACCCUAUUAUCCCCUGUAUCGGACAGAUAUCAGAACUAGGAAGAUGGCCAUCUGCAUCACAUUCGGAACACACGAGUUCAGCUCCAUGCUGGAGGGGUAUGAGCAGGUGCGUGCCUACUGCUAUAACUGCCAGCAUUACAAUGGACACUGCGUGACGAGAUGGCCCUGGUUCACCAUCUGCUUCAUCCCCGCAAUCCCCCUCUCAAUGGGUAAAUACAAGGAAGUAAGAUGCUACACCUGCAACUUCACCCAGGACCUCAAAGACCGUCCCGACAUCACCCCCGAGACGCGUCCUCCACAAGGCAUCCCUGGCGGACCGGGUCCCCCUCCACCGGGCUUCUACGGCAAUUAUCCUCAGUACGCGCAGCAUCCGCCGCCCCAGCAGCAGCAGGGGCCGCCGGUGGCUUCUGGAGCGGGGGGGCCGGGACAGGGCCAGGGGUAUGGGUAUAAAUAGCCAGGACCCUAUUUUCUGUCGGCUUUGAUAGGGGAUGCAUGCUUUAUGUGCUGUUUAAAGAGUUUGUUGAUGCUGUUGUUGUGUUGAUAUCUUUCUUGUUUGUCUGCCUAUGGACGAUACCAUUGCUUUUAUGGCUUUAUUCUAUUCUGUUCGUGGGUUGUGUGGGGAGUUUUGUGUCUUGUUUGAAUCCCAUUACUUGUUGUGUUCCUGCUGGAAUAAAAUAUUAAUACUGUUUUAAUUGGCACAUCGAAUGCAGAAUGCCA